UUUAGGAACCCUUGAUAGUUCUGGGAUUCGAUUUUACUUGAUUUUAAAUUUAAUAAGAGUUCAAUAUUAUUUUAAAAAUAUUUGUUUACUUUAAGUUGAUUGUACUAAACAUCUCUUUUACAACAAUACUCAUCCUAAUCGAGUACCAAUAUCAUAUAUCCAAGUCAGAUUUGAACUAAUAAUUAAUUCUCAUUUUGCCUCACGAUGUUAAAUUUAACACUUUUUAGCCGAAUUAAAAAUCAUGGUUCUCAUUUUUAUUUUUUCUGUUUAUAGCAGAACAAAAUAAUAAGCAUCUGAUUACUUGGAUCGUAGGUAAUUUAAAAUUAUUUCUUUUUUGCCAUUUUUUCUUCCAAGACUUGACAUAAUGUUCUCAGCUCUACUCCCCUUUGUAAAUUACCCAGUCAAUCUUUUGUAUCUUUGGAGUUGGAUGCCACACACAACAAGCCGAUGCUUAGUCUUGUCUGUCACCACUUUCUUAGAUGCUUAAUGACAUGUAACGAAAUUUUGUAUUAUACCAAAAUAGAGUUUGGGUUCAAGUUUCGAGUUUAAGUUUGAAGUUGGAAUCUUGUAAAAUAAAGAUUAACAAAGAGUUUGGAAAUAAUUUUAUCGGAAUAAAAACAAAUGUUCCAGCCUAUCACUUGUAAGCAAGUUUUUAUUUCUCCAUGCCCUCUCAUGCAAUCAAUAUCGUCACGAUAGUAAUGACCCUUUAAUGUAGGUAUAAUAUUAGAGAUUACAUGCGAAGAAUAGGUAAAAGUACUAUAUAGGCCCUUAUAUAAGGAGCCGGAAUAUAUCAAAGAGUAAGUUAGUCUUUUUGUUAAAAAUUGGUCUCCAUAUAUCAAAAUAAAGUACAUGCAUUAGUCAAUAAAAAUGGAUGUAAUUUUUAACAAACGUACAUAGACUCAUAGUUUAAGCGCCUCUACGAUGGUUUUACCGCAGCAAACAUCUCAAGAGAUAGUGUUCUGAAGCAGAAACUUCGGGUGCCCCCAUACUUCUUCCUUUGUACGCCCCCACUGGUACAAAACUGACUCUUGAUCCAUCGUCCUCUCGAAAGACAUUAACAAUACUAGCAAUGAAUCUCUCCAAAAAGUCUAAAACUCGUUGAUGAUGCAUGAACUUUUUCUUCUUGAUUCUUAUGAUCUCUUACUGUUCAAAAAGGCAAUAAAGAGAAAGCUCAAGAACAGAAUAAAAUGAGAAAAAAAAAAGUUUGGCAAAGUUAAUUGGAAUAUCAAAACAAUUCAUAUUUCAAUUUCAGAGUAGAGAGACCCCUAUAAAAACUGGCAAACACCGAAUUACAUCUUCAAAGCUCAAAGUUUUUCUCACAAAUAUUGUAUAAGAUGAACAGCUGCCAACAAUGGAAGACUGUGACUGCAAUGGUGGCUAUAAACUUUGCCAUGGCUAUAACAAAUGUGCUUGUCAAAAAAGUUCUUGAUAAUGGUGUUAGCCAUAUAAUCAUCUUAAUGUACCGUCAAGCAAUUUCAGCUGUAUUUUUGGCACCAAUUGCCUACUUUUGGGAAAGGAAAAGUAGACCAAAGCUCACAGCUCGAAUUUUAUGCCAGCUUUUUUUUAAUGCUCUUAUAGGGGCGACACUCUGUCAAUAUUUUUUCCUUUUGGGACUUGAAUAUACAUCUGCAACUUUCUCUUGUGCAUUCCUUAAUAUGGUUCCUGCAAUUACCUUCAUAUUGGCUCUACCAUUUGGGUUAGAGAAAGUGAAUAUUAAAAACAAGUCCGGGAUCGCCAAGUUUGUGGGCACGACGGGUUGCAUCGGCGGAGCUAUGGUGCUGACGCUUUACAAAGGGAAAACGUUAGUCAGGUCGGAUUCAGAGACCAUGGUUCACGCUGUGAACUACGUUAAGAAAGAGAGAUGGGGCAUCGGUUCGAUAUUCCUAGCCGCGGGUACCGUCUUUUGGUCAUCAUGGUUCCUAGUGCAAGCCAGUAUAGGAAGGACAUAUCCAUGCCAAUAUUCUAGUACUGCAUUCUUGUCCUUUUUCAGUGCAAUUCAAUCAGCCAUUAUAAGUUUGAUAACAGAAAGGGAUUUCACAAGAUGGGUCUUGAAGGAGAAACUCGAACUCGUAACGGUGGCGUACAUAGGAAUGGUGGGAUCUGGUUUGUGCUAUGUGGGAAUGUCUUGGUGUGUGAAACAAAAGGGUCCACUUUUCACUUCAGCUUUCACUCCCUUGGUGCAAAUAUUUGCAGCCAUUUUUGAUUUCUCUGUUCUACAUGGGCAAAUCUACCUUGGAAGUGCCGUUGGAUCUGUUUUUGUUGUGAUUGGUUUAUAUAUUCUGCUAUGGGGCAGAAACUGUGAGGCUAAAGAAGAAACUCAAAACCUCAAACAGCCACAAAUGGAGGAACAAGACUGCAAUGGAACGCCACAAGUUUAACCAAUUUCUAGUUUACUUGUGCAACAAGCAAAUGUUGUAUUGAAAUAAAUAUAUUUAUGGAAUUUAUAUAUAUAUAUGUAAACUAUUUAAACCAAAA
This is a messenger RNA of Gossypium raimondii (Peruvian cotton), 2475 nucleotides long. RefSeq names its product WAT1-related protein At3g30340-like. The transcript is spliced from 6 exons. Gene Ontology annotation, cellular component: plasma membrane. NCBI's taxonomy places the organism in Eukaryota, Viridiplantae, Streptophyta, Magnoliopsida, Malvales, Malvaceae. Bases 1335 to 2378 code for a protein of 347 amino acids. Gene Ontology annotation, molecular function: transmembrane transporter activity. The record is from RefSeq and is a predicted model, not a curated record.